Messenger RNA from Prunus armeniaca (apricot), 1290 nucleotides. The record is from the annotation of a GenBank genome assembly. Lineage: Eukaryota; Viridiplantae; Streptophyta; Magnoliopsida; Rosales; Rosaceae.
AUGAAUCCCAAGAAAUGUGUUUUUAGAGUUCAAGCUGGCAACUUCUUAGGUUUCUUGGUCCACCAAAGAGGAAUAGAAAUCGACAAGAUCAAAGAAAAAUCUAUCAUGGAAGCUUUGCCACCUUGGAACAAGAAAGCGUUGCAGAGUCUCCUAGGGAAAAUCAACUUUUUAAGAAGAUUCAUAUCCAAUUCUGCAGGAAAAAUCAAGCCUUUCUCCUCCUUGUUCAGAUUGAAGCAGGAACAGAGAUAUAAGUGGGAAGAACAGCACCGGCAGGCUUUUGAGGAAAUCAAACAUUACCUCUCAAAUCCACCAAUUCUAUCCCCACCAAAGAGAGGCAAACCAUUCAAGUUAUAUGUUUCUACAUCAGAAGUAUCCAUUGGGAGUCUUUUAGUCCAAGAUAACAAGGAAGGGAAAGAACAGACAGUUUACUACCUAAGCAGAACUUUGAUAGAACUAGAAAGGAAAUAUACUGCAAUUGAAAGGCUUUGUUUGGCUUUAUACUUUACUGCUAUAAAGCUCAGACAUUACAUGCUACCUUUCACCACUUACAUCAUUGCCAAGACAGAUCUGAUCAAGUACAUGCUAACAAGGCCAAUGUUGAGAUGGAGAAUUAGUAAAUGGACUUUGGCCCUGUCAGAAUUUGCCUUCAGAUAUGUUCCUCAGAAGUCCAUCAAGAGACAAGCUAUUGCGGACUUCUUGGCUGAUCAUCCAAGGGAAGAAAUUGAGAAUAUGGAUUCCAUGGAUAUAGCCAAUGCAGACUUGCUAACUAGAGCUCACACCUGUCUCAAUCAUCUUAUUUAUUCAGUCCAUCUCACCCCCUGGAAGCUAUACUUUUAUGGAUCUAAAACAGACUCAGCCUCUAGAGAAGGAAUUGUUUUGGAAGAACCACUAGGAAUCAAACAUUGUUAUUCAUUCCAGCUAGAGUUCCAGUGCACCAAUAACAAGGAAGAAUACGAGGCUUUAAUCAUAGGACUAGAGAUGCUAGUGGAACUAGGAAUUCAAUCUGUCAAAAUUAUGGGAGAUUCCAUGCUUGUACUAAAACAGAUUACUGGAGAAUAUAAAUGUUUGAGCCUCUCUUUAGCUGUCCAUCUAGUAGUAACCAGAAAUCUCUUGGCAGAAUUCAGGGAGGCCACUUGGGAACAUAUCCCAAGAGAAGAAAACUUUGCAGCUAAUAAGAUGACCCAGAUAGCAACAGGAGUACAGAUGCCCGAAGAUUGUGUACAAAGAAUCAUCAAGGUAGGAAAGAAAAGCCUACCAUCUGUCCUGACCAGAGGAAUGGAAAUAGAGUAA